UUCUUCACAAUAUCAUCUCUCUCUCUCUCUCUCUCUCUCUCUCUCUCUCUCUCUGCGCGAUUUUCACCAAAUUAUUAGAAUGUCUUCUUGUAAGGUACCAAUGAAUAUGGUGUUUCUUCUUUCUCUGUUCACAACUUCUCUAAUGGCCAUGACUGCCUCAGCUGGUAAUUUCUUUCAAGACUUUGACAUUACAUUUGGCGACGGACGUGCCAAGAUACUCAACGGAGGACAGCUUCUCACACUCAACCUUGAUAAGGCCUCUGGGUCUGGCUUCAAGUCCAAGAAUGAGUACUUAUUUGGAAAGAUUGACAUGCAGAUCAAGCUCGUCUCCGGCAACUCAGCUGGAACCGUUACUGCCUACUAUUUAUCUUCUGAAGGUCCAACCCAUGACGAGAUUGAUUUCGAGUUUUUGGGCAACUCAACUGGUGAACCCUACACUCUCCAUACCAAUGUCUUCAGCCAAGGAAAAGGGAACAGAGAACAACAAUUCCAGCUUUGGUUUGACCCCACAAAAACCUUCCACACAUACUCAAUUGUUUGGAACUCGCAGCGCAUUAUAUUCUUGGUGGAUAACAUUCCAAUCAGAGUGUUCAACAACUUGGAAUCAGCUGGAGUCCCAUUCCCUAAAAACCAGCCCAUGAGGAUUUAUUCAAGUUUGUGGAAUGCAGAUGACUGGGCAACAAGAGGUGGUCUUGUCAAGACUGACUGGACUCAAGCUCCUUUCACCGCCUCUUACAGAAACUUCAAGGCCAAUGCUUGUACUGCUAGCUCACCAUCCUCCUGUGCCUCCACUACAUCUACUAAUUCAUUGACAGAGCAGAGUGCAUGGAAAACUCAAGGGCUUGAUGCCGCAGGCCGAAACAGGCUUCGUUGGGUGCAACAAAAGUUCAUGGUUUACAACUACUGCUCUGAUCUUAAACGCUUCCCACAAGGCCUCCCAGCUGAAUGCAAGCGAUCGAGGUUCUAGUUUGAAAGCGAGAAGAGAAACCCAGAUGAUCAUAUAUCCGCUCGUCUCAUGUGCAUCAUAUUAAUUCAUUUAUUUGUAUUCCAAAUUCAUUUAUUAAAUAUUAUUCUUUCA
Messenger RNA from Pyrus x bretschneideri (Chinese white pear), 1078 nucleotides. Its product is annotated as xyloglucan endotransglucosylase protein 1-like. NCBI's taxonomy places the organism in Eukaryota, Viridiplantae, Streptophyta, Magnoliopsida, Rosales, Rosaceae. Bases 80 to 967 code for a protein of 295 amino acids. The transcript is spliced from 3 exons. Gene Ontology annotation, cellular component: apoplast; cell wall. Gene Ontology annotation, molecular function: xyloglucan:xyloglucosyl transferase activity; hydrolase activity, hydrolyzing O-glycosyl compounds. The record is from RefSeq and is a predicted model, not a curated record. Gene Ontology annotation, biological process: xyloglucan metabolic process; cell wall biogenesis.